Messenger RNA from Parasteatoda tepidariorum (common house spider), 501 nucleotides. The record is from RefSeq and is a predicted model, not a curated record. NCBI's taxonomy places the organism in Eukaryota, Metazoa, Arthropoda, Arachnida, Araneae, Theridiidae.
AUGGACUCUGGCGUACCUAACAUAUGGAUAUUAACGGAUAGCAAGAGUUCAAUUCAAUAUUUGAAGAAAUGGCCAAGUAUCUUGGAAAAUUUGGGACAGGAAAUCGUUAUCAAAUUGACUACUUUCUCUAAGAUCGGCUCGGUGCACUUGCAGUGGAUCCCCACCCAAGUGGGUAUUUAUCGGAAUGAGAUUGCUGAUCGGCUUGCCAAGGAAGGGAGUGAACUUGCUACUCCCCCUUCCUCUAAACUACUAGUGACUGAGGUUCACUCACUGAAGUUAGCUAGGGUAAAUUCAGCGUGGAUGCACCCACCAGAUCAUGAUUGGUAUGCCGCCAAAUGCCCCAGAUUAUCCCUGCAAAACACUUGUCCUAGAUUAGCUCAAACAGCUUUGUCAAGACUUAGGACCUGCCAUAUUAAGUGUUUGACCUUCAGAGCGAAAGAAAAGACUUAUGUCUAUUGUCAUUGCUCGCCCAUCGCUUCUCCAUCUCAUCUUUUGGAUUGA